Messenger RNA from Ochotona curzoniae (black-lipped pika), 528 nucleotides. RefSeq names its product glycine, alanine and asparagine-rich protein-like. Lineage: Eukaryota; Metazoa; Chordata; Mammalia; Lagomorpha; Ochotonidae. The transcript has 2 exons. The coding region runs from base 1 to 528 and encodes 175 amino acids. The record is from RefSeq and is a predicted model, not a curated record.
AUGGGAAAGUCUGGGUUCCCCUCGGAACCCCCGCCCGGCUCGGCGCUCGCCUCUGCAUCCACCACAGCGGCCGCCGCAGCCGCCGCCGCCGCCACGGCCGCCGCCACCUCCUCGUCCGCAUCCGCAUCCGCCUCCCCCAGGGGGGGCGCCGCAGCCUCCGCUGCUGCGGCGGCGGCUUCGGCCGCGCUGGCCUCCGCCGCCGCCGCCACCCGGGCGGCCUCCGCCUCCUCCUCCGCCAGGGCGGCCGCCGCCUCCGCCAGGGUGGCCGCCGCCUCCUCUACUGAGGCCUCAGCCUCCACCUCAGCCUCCACCUCGGCUUCCGCCUCCGCCACGGAGGCCUCCGCCACCGCCUCUGCCACGGUCGCCGCCGCAGCCUCCGCUGCCGCCGCCGCCGCCCUGGGGUGGCCGGGGAGGAGGCGGGGAGGCGGGGGAGGGCACGAGGGCCGGUGGGUGCCGGGCCCGGGCCGGGGGCGCGAGCGGGGGCUGGGGCUGGGGCCGCGCCGAGCCGGCCGAGCUGGCGAGUCCUAG